AGUAAUAACGUUCAGAGAAACAGGACAUGUCUGUUCCUGCUGCCUCUAACCUCACAUUCUCACUUUCUCUCCUUCACUAUCACUUUCUCUCUCUCUCACUCCCUCGUUCUCCCCGCUCACUUGUUCCUUCUUGCCCCUGGUUUUGUCAGAAAGUCAUCGAUUUCAUGCGAGUAGGGCCAGAGAGAGGGAGAGGUGCGAGCGAAGCGGCGGAGAUCUCUCCCCCUGCUCGGUUGGUCGGUUAGUUAGUCAGAAAAGUCACUUGUGUUGUUUUUAUAGGCAGAGAGUCGACAGAAGCUGAAUCACUCAGAAACAGAACAUCAUGGCUGUGAAAUGUCGGGCGGCAAAACAAACGGAAUGGGCUUGAGGAGGCGUCGGGAGUGACACGUGGAGUCUGACUUUAGCGGGCUCAUUAUGUAAGGAAGCUCAUUAAACACAAAACCGUUGAGCUGCUGCAGAACAGUCAGAAGUUUGAGUCUUUAAAGCCGCAUGAAGGACAGAAAGCAUUUUGUGAUCACCUGCUACUGAAACACAAGACCACACACACCAUGAGCCUGUUCACAGUGCAGUCAGCCUCCCAUCCUGCUGAGGACCCGGCCUCGCCCCCACCCAUGACCACUCCUCCUCGCAAAGCCUCCGUCCGUCUGCAGGAGAGGCGGGGCUCCAACCUGUCUCUGCUAUUGGACGUGAGUACUCUUGGGUUGGAGACUGUGUGUUCUGUGUCCACCCCAAAAGAGGUGUGGCUUCAGCUGCUCCACACCUCCUCCCGCCCGCUCACACACACCACGCUGCAGCAGGCCGCUUUGGACAUGCACACACAGAACGCAGAAUACCAGAAGAUCCCGCCAAACUUUGUGAGCGCUGCGGAGCUCGAUGUUCCGGGCCACACGAUCAAAGACAGAUAUAAAACCAUCCUGCCCAACCCUGAGAGCCGGGUGGUCCUGAAGAGCCCAGAGGAGGAGGCGGGGCCAGAUCGCUACAUCAACGCCAACUACAUCAGGGGUUAUAAAGGAGCUCCCAAGGCCUACAUCGCCACCCAGGGGCCGAUGCUGCACACUGUCGGGGACUUCUGGGACAUGGUGUGGCAGGAGAGGAGCAGCAUCAUCGUCAUGGUUACCAGACUCAAGGAGAACAACGAGAAAUGUGAGCUGUACUGGCCACAGCCGAGGGAGAGGAGGAGGAGGAGGAGGUUGAAGGAGGAGGAAGAAGAUGAGGAGGAGGAGGGGGGGAACACCAGUCAAUUUGGGAGAUUUGUCCUGAGAGUGACCGACAGCCGAGAGAAAGAUGGGUUCACUGUCACUGACAUGGAGAUCCAGCUGUGUGCAGAACGUCGUCACGUCAGACACUACUGGUUCACCUCUUGGCCUGACCACCACAUCCCACAAUGCACCGCUCCUCUGCUGAGACUGGUGGAGGAGGUGGAGAUAUACAGAAAGUCUCUCCUCCCUCCACCCAGCUCUCAGCCAAUCACAGACGACGUCCCAGGCCCUGGACCAAUCAUCGUGCACUGCAGUGCAGGGAUCGGGAGGACGGGCUGUUUUAUCGUCAGCAGUAUCGGCUGUCAGCAGCUCAGAGACACGGGUCAGGUGGACAUCCUGGAGACGGUGUGUCAGCUCCGACUCGACAGGGGUGGUAUGAUCCAGACCACAGAGCAGUACCAGUUCCUGUACUCCACACUGGCCCAGUACAGCUCCCAGCUCCAACACAAACAGGAGCAGAACCAAACCCAGAACCAGCCCAUCACACUGCCACAGAACCAUCAGAGUCCAGAGGAACCGGUCAGCCUUCAGCUGCAGAACCUUCAGCUGGACGACACGCAGAGACAGAAGAACUGAGACCACGCAGAUCCUGGAGAACCAGCAAAGCCCAGUACGGAGCUAAAGAAACCUGUGAGGCAUCAGAACCAGCAGCAUGUAAAAAAGAAUAUUAACAGGACCAGGAAGACAGAACCAAGUGGUACGAACGACAGCAAACAGACACCAGCAGUCAAACCCAGAGAUCUGAUGGACUUACAGACGGAGGAUUUGGAGAACCAGCAGGGUGAGAAGUUUAAAAAACACAAAAUGACAGAAUAACGGGGUCUUUGGGUCCGAGAGGAAAACCAACACAUCAGAAACCAAGAGAACCGAAGCAGAAGAUCCAAACAUGGGGGAAACAAAACCAGAGGAUGUUUUUGGUAUAUUUACUUAAAGAAAAAGAAGAAUUGUUUCAGCUUGAAUGUUUUAAAUCGUUUGGAUGAACUGAUCCUUUAAAGUCUGCAGACGGGUCAGUCAUCAGGAGAGAGUGAGGUGUUCAGGUUUUUAUUUAAAAGAUGUGUUAAAGGACGUUAAUGAGGCUGCAGCUCUUAUUAUGAAUAAACCUGCUGAAUGUUG
Messenger RNA from Labrus mixtus (cuckoo wrasse), 2369 nucleotides. RefSeq names its product tyrosine-protein phosphatase non-receptor type 7-like. Gene Ontology annotation, molecular function: protein tyrosine phosphatase activity. The record is from RefSeq and is a predicted model, not a curated record. NCBI's taxonomy places the organism in Eukaryota, Metazoa, Chordata, Actinopteri, Labriformes, Labridae. The coding region runs from base 546 to 1832 and encodes 428 amino acids. The transcript is spliced from 12 exons. Gene Ontology annotation, biological process: protein dephosphorylation.